Messenger RNA from Drosophila takahashii, 1523 nucleotides. It is a transcript of the gene Alg1, whose product is annotated as ALG1, chitobiosyldiphosphodolichol beta-mannosyltransferase. Gene Ontology annotation, cellular component: endoplasmic reticulum. NCBI's taxonomy places the organism in Eukaryota, Metazoa, Arthropoda, Insecta, Diptera, Drosophilidae. The record is from RefSeq and is a predicted model, not a curated record. Gene Ontology annotation, molecular function: mannosyltransferase activity.
UUUCCAGCAAUCCAGUUGAAGCCAACAAUUCCUUCGAGGAUUUCAACCGAACCCCAAACAAAACGCGCAAUUGCCUUUGAUCGGAGAUAAACCACGUAUUUUCCACGGCCCAGCGAUGACGGAAGCGCCGCCAAAAAAGCGCAAUGCCUGCGUCAUCGUUCUGGGCGACAUUGGACGCAGUCCGCGGAUGCAGUACCAUGCGCAGAGCCUCCUGGAGGAGAACUACCACGUGGACGUGAUUGGCUAUCUGGAGACGCGGCCACUGGAGGCGCUAACCCAACAUCCCCGCUGCCAAAUUCACCCGCUGACGGCCGUUCCGGUGACCAAUCUCACGCCCAAACUGCGACUGCUCUUCAAGGCCUUCUGGCAGACGCUCAGCCUGCUGAUGGCCCUCAUUUCGAUAGGGCGUCCCAGCUUUCUGCUCGUCCAGAAUCCCCCGGGGAUUCCCACAUUGAUUGUGUGCUACCUCUACUGCGCCGUCAGCCGCACCAAGAUGGCCAUCGAUUGGCACAACUAUACCUACACUGUGUUGGCUUUGGGCAUGUCCAACGGGGAGCAGAGCCUGCUGAUUCGGCUGGUGAGGCGACUGGAGCGUUACUUUGGCUCCAAGGCGCACACGCACUUCUGUGUGACGCGGGCCAUGCAGGAGGAUCUGCAGCGGAACUGGGGGAUAGGCCCCGUUAAAGUCCUUUACGAUCGCGCGCCCUCGCAGUUUCAUCCCAUCGACCUGCCGCAAAAGCACGAGCUGUUUUUGAAGCUGUCCAAGGAUUACCCGCAGUUCCAGGGGAAGGACACCCAACAGUCUGAUGUGCUAGAGGCCACCGCUCUUACCCAGAAGUUGGCCAACGGCAGUGUGCAAUAUAAGCUCCAGCGACAGGCGGUUCUCGUUUCGAGCACCAGUUGGACGCCGGACGAGGACUUUGGCAUACUCCUGAAGGCUCUGCAGGCCUACGAGGAGACGGCGCAGGCGGAGCCACAGGUGUAUCCCUCGCUGCUGUGCGUAAUCACCGGAAAGGGACCGCAAAAGGAGCACUAUGUGGCGGAAAUCGAGAAGCUGGAGUGGCAAAAGGUGUCCGUCAUCACGCCCUGGCUGGAGAUCGAGGACUAUCCCACUGUGCUGGCCAGUGCCGAUCUGGGCGUGUGCCUGCACUGGAGCACCAGUGGGCUGGAUUUGCCCAUGAAGGUGGUCGAUAUGUUUGGGAGCGGCCUGCCUGUCUGCGCCUACGAUUUCAAGUGCCUGGAUGAGUUGGUGAAGCACGGCGAGAAUGGCUUUGUGUUCGGCGACCAUGUUCAGUUGGCCGAGCAGCUGCGAAUUUGGUUCGAGCAUUUCCCAAAAAAUCCUAGUAUUCUGGAGACGCGGGCCGUUUUUCAGCGCAGUCUUCAGGCAUUCCAGGAAUUGAGAUGGCGCGAGAGUUGGCGGUCUAUUGCGGCUCCCGUGCUGGAGGCAUUUCUCUAGAGCAUUUUGUGUUGUUUACUUUACAAAACACUUGACAAUUACACGUUAAGACAGACGUUCUGCAAUU